Eleginops maclovinus (Patagonian blennie) is the source of this 2746-nucleotide messenger RNA. Its product is annotated as complement factor B-like. Gene Ontology annotation, molecular function: serine-type endopeptidase activity. The record is from RefSeq and is a predicted model, not a curated record. The transcript is spliced from 18 exons. Bases 165 to 2462 code for a protein of 765 amino acids. Gene Ontology annotation, cellular component: extracellular region; classical-complement-pathway C3/C5 convertase complex; extracellular exosome. NCBI's taxonomy places the organism in Eukaryota, Metazoa, Chordata, Actinopteri, Perciformes, Eleginopidae. Gene Ontology annotation, biological process: complement activation; response to bacterium; proteolysis.
UGUACGACACACGCUAUUGAUUUCCUUUUAUUUGUCAUGAAGUUAAUAAGUACCAUCAUGGUUUUUUUUUAAGCCAGUCCCUCUUUCUGAAGCUUCUUUUAAAUAAAUAAACAGUUCCUGUUAAAUCCUUUCACUUGAUUUUGUUCUCUGGUUCAACGCUCAUCAUGGGAUUUUCCCUCCUCUGGAGUUGGCUUGCUGCACUUUUAUGUCUCCUCUUUUUCGGAGGAGAGGUUCAGUGUGAUUGCACAGAGGAGAACAUGCAAAUGCAAGGAGGUACUUACACACUGACCAAGCAGCUGGUGAAAGGGAGCAUGUUGAUCUACAACUGUCCCGAGGGCUACUAUCCGUACCCAGUUUUGACCCGCCUGUGCCAGCAUAAUGGCAGCUGGAGACAUGCGGCGAGGAAAUUCAACCCUCAGAGAUGCAAGAUUGUUGAAUGCCCCGACCCAAAUGUGUUUGAGAAUGGAGAAGUCUCCCCACCCCAGGACAAGUACUUUGUGAACAAUGAGACCACAUAUGAGUGCUACUCCGGAUACACAAUGAGAGGCUCAACCAGACGUGUGUGCUUACCAAAUGGGAAGUGGAGCGGCUCCACUCCCAUCUGUAGCCGGGACUCAGGACACACUUGUGCUGAUCCUGGUGUCCCAGCUGGCGCCUCAAGAACAGGGAACUUAUUUGGAAUUGACGAGAAGGUGAAAUACAGCUGCAACAGCAACCUGUUUUUGGUUGGGUCCAGUGAUCGAGUUUGUUUGGAGAACGGCCAGUGGACUGGCAAAGAGCCAGCGUGCUACUACAAACACACCUAUGACACUUCACUGGAGGUUUCAGAGGCAUUCGGCAGCGCUAUCAAAGAGAGCCUCACCACUUUACAGUCUCUCAAUGACACACAGGCGGGGAAAACAAUCAGGAUUUCCAAAAAUGGGACGCUGAACAUUUAUAUAGCAGUGGAUAUUUCUGAGAGCAUUGAGGAGGAAGAAGUCCAAAAAGCAAAAGAUGCUAUCAUAAAACUGAUCAAAAAGAUUUCUUCCUUUAACGUAGAUCCAAACUAUGAAGUGGUCUUUUUCUCCUCUGAAUUGUACGAAGUUGUCAACAUUCUUGAUUUUUUCGAUAAAAAAGUUGAACGAAGCACCAUCAUUGAGAAAUUGGAAAAUUUUGAAGUGGGCGAAAAGAACACUGGAACAGAUCUGAACCUCAUCUUUAUGACAUUCCUGGAGCGGAUGGCUGUUAUAAAGCAACGAGUGGGAAAAGAGCUUUUUAAAGAACAUCGCCACGUCAUCAUCGCAUUUACAGACGGUGCUUAUAAUAUGGGCGGUUCUCCUGAUCCCACAGUGGCCAGAAUAAAAAACAUGGUAUACAUGAACCACACUGCUGCAGAGGAGACUCCUUCAAGGGAAGAAUAUCUGGACAUUUAUAUUUUUGCGAUUGGAAAAGAUAUCUUUGAUGAUGACCUGCAGCCCCUCGUAACGGGGCUGGGUGGAAGGCACUACUUCCGAAUGAAGGAAAUUAGAGAGUUACAAGAGACCUUUGAUGAAAUAAUUGAUGAAAGUGAAGUUCAGGGUCUUUGUGGUCUUCACAAGGAGUAUGAAAUAGUGGGCAACCCACAAGACGUUGCAAGGAAAAAGUAUCCAUGGUGGGCAUCCGUUACUGUCCAGAAUGAAGGCCGUUCGAAGAAAUGCAUCGGCUCUCUGGUGAACCCUUACUUUGUCUUGACCGCUGCUCACUGCUUCACAUUUGGAGAUUUACCGGAGCACGUAAAAGUUGAAAUUAAUGAUGGACAGGGCAUAGUGAAAAAAGUAAAAAACUUCAUACCACACCCAAAGUACAAAAUUCACAGUAAAACGGAAGAAGGCGUGGCAGAGUUUUAUGACUAUGAUGUGGUUCUCAUCCAACUGGAAGACUAUGUUCACAUCUCCAGUUCAGUGAGACCUAUUUGCAUACCUUGCACCCAGGAGACCAGUGACGCUCUGAAGCUGGUUGGAGAAUCCACCUGCAAGCAGCAAGAGGAGCUGUUGCUGAAAAAUGAUCUGGAAAGACUCAGUUUCCUGACCAAGAGAGGAUCAGCGGUUGAGGAAAAAGAUGCCCACGCUAAGCUUGGUGGGAAUAGACAGGAUUGCAUCAAGCAUGCUCUGGAGGCACCCGGCAUAACGGCGACUGAUCCAAAGGUUCCUGUGACGGAUAACUUCCUGUGCACUGGAGGUCUGACUCCUUACAGGGAUCAUGUGGCGUGUAAAGGUGACUCUGGGGGUGCUGUGUUCAAGAACUAUGAGCAUCGUACGAUACAGGUUGCGCUGGUCAGCUGGGGAACAAAGGAUCUGUGCAAGUCGGGGGGCGGUAUCGUCGAGUCUGAUCAGACCUCCAGAGAUUUCCACAUCAAUCUUUUCAGAGUUGUCGAUUUCCUCAAAGAAAUUCUUGGAAAUGACGACCAGGAUGAAUACUCAACACUUGAGUUUUUGAAGAACUGAAAUGUAUUUUCAUUCUGUAAUCAGUUUUGCCAUUUCAGUAAUAUGUUUUGUUUAUACUGUAUGUUCAAACACACUGGCAUGUGAUGUGUUUGAAUCUUCUUUUUUCAGAUUGUGCGUUCAAAAUUAAAAGGUAGCGAUAUUCAGUUAACCUUUAAAAAGCAUACAUACAUACACGUUUAUUCUCAAGUUGCUCAAUUAGUGAUUUGUUAUGCCAAUCUGUAUCCUGUCAUCAUUAUUCGGGAUUGUCAUGGUCAACCUGGAUGUAAUAAAUCACUAUGAACCUG